Molecule: messenger RNA, 2863 nt
Organism: Alligator sinensis (Chinese alligator)
Lineage: Eukaryota; Metazoa; Chordata; Crocodylia; Alligatoridae
Gene: POU2AF2
Product: chromosome unknown C11orf53 homolog
Exons: 3
Coding region: 165-983 (272 amino acids)
Source: RefSeq, a predicted model, not a curated record
UACAGGAGACCCAAGCUGUGCUGUCUUGCUUUUCUGAUUUAUCAGCACAAUCCGAGAACUCUGAAAUCUCUCCUUGGCCUCCGUCUGCUGUUACUUUAUCUCUCUGAGGCUUGCAGGCUUGUACCUAAUUGCUGCUUAGUCAUAGCCUGGGAUUCCAAAAGUACAUGGAAACGCUGCAAAACAUGCUCCUGAACAGUGCAUGUGCUCUGCACCAUGGAGCAAAACCUUGCCAACGUGUCUUUCUUUUUCAGGGCAGCACCAGUAGCCCCCAGUCCUCAUUUGUCCAAAUGUCAGGUUCCCCCACCCUGUCUGGCUACUACGGGAUGAGGAGACCAUUUGCCUCCGAACUGGACUUCCACGGCACAAAGCAGCUCCCCAGCGAGGUCUACGCAUCCCCGCUGGCAGCAAAGCCCUUCCCGGGAGACUCCUCUGCCGUCCAAGGGUACCCGCCAUUGCUGGACCCCUACUUCAGCGACCAGUACGGGGACUAUCGCACCCCGCCUGGCACCAGCUCCCUCUUUGGCACCUCCUCGCUGGCCCCACUCCUGCCGCCCUUCCCCAACGACCAGGCACAUUUCCUCAUAAGAGACUCCUGGGAGCAGACCAUGCCCGACAGCCUCAACCCCCCGGACAUCACCUGCUCUGACUCCCUGCAGACGCUGUCGACCGCAACCAGCUGCCUCCCCCAUGAGAGCAGCGGCGCUUCCCAAUACAGGGGCUCGAGCUGGAGCUCCUCACUCCCCGGAGCCCAGUCCUACUCUCUGCACGCUCUGGAGGAUGUCCACUAUGCAUCCGGGUACCCCGGCACCUCGCCCUACUCCUUCCCAUCCUUUAUGACUGUACCCAAUGACCUGACUCCCAAGAUGAUCCAUCUCUCGUCAGACGAGGUCUCCGAUACCACCUCCCUUCACGACAACUCUUCGUGGGGCAAAGAAGAUGGGAGUCCGGUCUGGGGAACGUAUGAAUGCAGGCGAACCUACUGAAGGAGGGCGCUGGCAUGAAAGACGACUCAAACUGAUGUACUGCUUGUAGGAUCCGACCUGUAGUCGGUCAUUCAGCGCUGAGGAUAAGGAACUUCCUUAACAGGCCUGGAGGCAGGAGUGCUAGGAGGGGUUUCAAAUGAAGGACAAGGCCUGUGUUUGAAGCAGCAUGUUGCUUUCUGCUCUGUUUAACUAUAUCAGUGUCAGGGUUCCUGGGUAGCUGAUAAACGGGGUCCGUGAUCCACUACCCACUUGAAGUCAAUGGCAUUUGUGAGCUCAGGCUUAGGCCCAAUUUGGGAAAGGGGAAACCUUAAAGAUCUGCGUGGUCAUGGCGUUCUCUGGAGAAACGGGGCUCGGGUGCGGCUUUGUAGUGCUGGUGACACUGUGUCUGCAGGGACUCGGCAAAGAGGGCAGGGAGCCUUUCCAGGGCACUUCUGUCUUGCAUAGUGCUCUCUAAGCAGACAGAGCCGUGACCUCCAAACCCCACUGCCCUGGCCUGGGGGAUUGCUCUGGGGGGGCGGUCACGAGGAGCUUUGUUCAGACGUACUAGGCCAUGACAAAUAAACCGGUACAACCUAAACCCAAGUGCAGAGCACUGUUUAAGGGAGAGCUUGAGGCCUUGUGAAGGGCAGCCCGGCUUCUGUUGAUGUCUACCGACAGUGUGAACUGACUUCUGACAGGCCCAGCUACCCACUGCCAUAGGCAAACACAUAACAAGAGAGACGCCCCACUUCCAGCAGCUGGAAUGGUCCCCCAACACGUGAAUGGUCAAUGCACUUCCACCGGCCUCUGCCCAGCUGCACAGACCAGGGCCCACCUUUCUCCCCAGGCCAGAGGCAAGAGCGCGUGGCAGGGAAAUGGUCCUGCUCUGCCACCCAACAAUGCGAUGCACAGCCUCUUGCCAAAGCCUCUAGCUCUUUCCAAGCCUGUCCCCUUUGCACUGCUACCGCCUGCCGGCGAGGUGGGCAUCAGGGCUCCUGCGUGACCGCUAGAGGGUGCUGCUCCCACAUGCAAGAACCACGCGUGGCCCUGUGCACAAGGCGCGAGCCCCGGGCUGGGUCAGCAGCUGCUUCCAGCUGCACCCAGCAGUCGUGUGGGUUCCUCAAGCAGCUGCUGCCCCUGGGAGCCAUACAGCCACAGGGAGUGAUAAGGAGGACAAGGGCCGAGACACCAGCUGCUUUGCUCCCAGGUGCACUGUUGGCUUUACAAAAAACACUCACCAGACCAAAGGGCGGGCACACUCCAGCAGACCUGCACCCUGGCUUGAGGCAUGGGGUCAUCCGCACCCCGUCCUGAUCAUCCUGGGGGCAGGCAGGGGGGGCAGUGCUGCUCUCCUCCACACCAGCCAGCAAGGGACACCCUCCAGGAUCUCCAGCACUCUUGCCCUUUGCACCCUGAGCCCCCCAGCCUGGCACCCCUGCUCCCGUGCAAGGGAGUUGCUUGCUACAGGGCUCAGCAACCGGUCUCGUUUCAUCUGGGCAGCUGCGGCCUUUGGUUCGCAGGGCAACCCCCCAGCAACUCAGACAUCUCAAUCGGGCCCAAAGAAGCCCAGGCAGUGCCCAGCACCCUGAGAUUUCCAAUGGGCAGUGCCCUCCCCUGGCAGCCGGCACCAGCAGCCAGAGCUCUGGCUCCCUCCUGUCAAUCUGCCACACGACCCUGAAGGAGUAUUUUAACCGUGGAAGUGCCUGCUGCUGUGGUCACAGCGGCACUUUGCCCGCAGCCCCUGCUCUCCAGCCAGCAUCUCUCCUUGGUUCUGCAAUACCUUGGGUUUUAAAUGGGGUCUGCGCGGUGGCUGAGACAUGCUGGUAACAGAGCCAGGGAGCCUGCACGGCCUCUACUGCUGCAGGCUCCCCCAAAACCCAGCAACCCUGGAAAACCCUCCC